AUGGAAGAUGGAGUCACUUGUGCGUCGACAUCACCGGUGAAGGCGUCGCUGCUGUUCACGAACCGGUACUACAUCCGUCGCGUGGGUCUGGAUGGGGGCGCCACUGAGGUGUUAGCCCACAACAUGAGUAACGCGGUGGCACUGGACAUGGACUACGCCCGUGGCUGCCUCUACUGGAGUGACGUCACACGACUCGCUUCCACCAUCCGUCGCGCCUGCCGACUACCGCCCGCACCUGCCCCCGUCUCCGCCACCGCCCCGCUCACGCCCGCGCCCUAUCAGGUGAGCGAAUACAAACUACUUAUUUGA
Molecule: messenger RNA, 309 nt
Organism: Diatraea saccharalis (sugarcane borer)
Lineage: Eukaryota; Metazoa; Arthropoda; Insecta; Lepidoptera; Crambidae
Source: the annotation of a GenBank genome assembly